Saccostrea cuccullata (small rock oyster) is the source of this 862-nucleotide messenger RNA. Its product is annotated as actin-related protein 2/3 complex subunit 3-like. Gene Ontology annotation, molecular function: actin filament binding. Gene Ontology annotation, biological process: regulation of actin filament polymerization; Arp2/3 complex-mediated actin nucleation. The record is from RefSeq and is a predicted model, not a curated record. NCBI's taxonomy places the organism in Eukaryota, Metazoa, Mollusca, Bivalvia, Ostreida, Ostreidae. Gene Ontology annotation, cellular component: cytoskeleton; Arp2/3 protein complex. The coding region runs from base 94 to 624 and encodes 176 amino acids. The transcript has 7 exons.
AUUGAUAGUUGCGGCCCUAUGCGGAAGAAGGGUGGAAUUCAGACGGAAAAAUAAUUUGCUUUGGACAAAGUUAAACCAGUUGCUAAUAUAAUCAUGCCGGCGUAUCAUUCCAAAUUCACCGAUCCCCCAAAACUGAUUGGAAACAUGGCUCUUAUGCCUCUAAGGACAACAUACAAGGGUCCCGCCCCUAAAGAUUCUUCAGAUUUUGACAUCAUUGAUGAGGCAAUUUACUACUUCAAAGCUAACAUAUUCUUCAGAAAUUAUGAAAUAAAGAGUGAAGCUGACAGGACUUUAAUAUAUAUUACAUUAUAUAUAAGUGAAUGUCUGAAGAAGCUACAAAAGUGUUCAUCAAAGUCAGCUGCCACCAAAGAAAUGUACACAUUAGGUUUAAUUAACUUCCCAAUCCCAGGAGAACCCAAAUUUCCUCUUAAUGCAAUGUUUUCAAAGCCGAAUGGCAGAGCUGAAGAAGAUACAAUGAGAAACUACCUACUGCAGAUAAGACAAGAGACGGGACUGAGGAUGAUAGAAAAAGUCUUUGAACAGGAUGACAAACCAAGCAAGUGGUGGCUGUGUUUUGCCAAGAGAAAGUUUAUGGAGAAGAGUUUGUCUUCCCCAGGAAUGUGAGGUGAAUGAACAAUCUGUAUUGACAUGGAUUGGCAGAGUAUUGUAAUCCAGGAUCUGGAAGUGUUAAAAAGAAACCUUCACUAUAAUUUGUAACCUUAUUAUCAUGAUUAUAUUUAUGUAUAAAUGUGUGUAUGAAUCCCUUCAGAGCUAGCAAACACUGUACAUUUCAUCUUAAUCUUUUAAGUGUUUCAUCAUUCAUACAGACUGUGGUAAAUGAAGAUUUCAUAUUUCUUUUUUU